AUGUCACGACUCUUAUUACCCAAAUUCCUCCUCCCAUCCCGCCGCUUCUUCUCGAAUUCCUCAACCCGACCAGCCUUCGCAACAGGCCCCGCGCCACCCCGUCUCCCGCCCAAAGAACAAGAAGAGUUCGAGCGUCUACAAAAAGCAUCUACCGGCGCAUUCAGCCAGCCAAAACACAUUGCUCCCGAAUCUUCGCCACGACCAAGACCCCAAAUAAACCAAUCCCCAGCAUCGAAAACAGAGGAAGCGUUAAAUGCAAGGGUAGAAGCAAAAGGGCAAGGAGAGGAAUUACAUCCUGAUAUUAAGAGAGGCGCGAAGCCUGAAUUCGAAGGCGAUGUCAAUCCGAAGACGGGCGAGGUUGGAGGGCCAAAGAAUGAGCCGUUGAGUGCAAGACGAGCUGUACCAGACGUGCUUUCUUUCAUCAUCUCCUUGGGCUGGAAGAUGGCUACGGGCUAG
Molecule: messenger RNA, 456 nt
Organism: Lachnellula hyalina
Lineage: Eukaryota; Fungi; Ascomycota; Leotiomycetes; Helotiales; Lachnaceae
Gene: SDH8
Product: Succinate dehydrogenase assembly factor, mitochondrial
Exons: 2
Coding region: 1-456 (151 amino acids)
Biological process (GO): mitochondrial respiratory chain complex II assembly
Cellular component (GO): mitochondrion
Source: RefSeq, a predicted model, not a curated record